Molecule: messenger RNA, 1015 nt
Organism: Drosophila sulfurigaster albostrigata
Lineage: Eukaryota; Metazoa; Arthropoda; Insecta; Diptera; Drosophilidae
Product: sulfotransferase 1E1-like
Exons: 4
Coding region: 80-1015 (311 amino acids)
Biological process (GO): sulfation
Cellular component (GO): cytoplasm
Molecular function (GO): sulfotransferase activity
Source: RefSeq, a predicted model, not a curated record
UGUACUUUCUAUUUUCUAGGAGUCUCAGUUGCUUGUGCAAUUUAAAUGGCAAGAAUCUUGUUCUCAGUAGACUUUUGAAAUGGAAUACGAAGAGGUCACGCCGAAAAGCUAUCCAGUCAAUCUAAUUAAAAAGGACUGGACUCAGCGGAAAUUAUACUAUACAAGUCCUGCAAAGUCCAUGCCAGAUGCAGUUAACAACAUGGAGGUUUUAGAUGAUGAUAUUUGGAUUGUCACAAAUCCUAAAAGUGGCACCACUUGGAUGCAGGAACUUGUUUGGCUUCUGAUGAAUGAUUGUAAUUUCGAAACAGCACUAUCUAAAGAUCUGGAAUUACGAUCGCCAUAUUUAGAAUUCGAUUUUAUGAUACACCGUAAUGUUGAAAGAGCUUUAAAACCAGUGCAGGAGCUGCCAUCUCCUCGUAUUAUAAAAUCUCACCUUUCACUGGCUUUGUUACCCGCUCAACUUUGGCAAAAGAAACCCAAAGUAAUUUACGUGUUUCGAGAUCCUAAAGAUGCAUGGAUUUCUAACUAUUAUCACUUUGUUAAUUUUGGCUUUCAAUACGGGAAAACUUUGGAGCAAUACAUGGACGAAUUACUAGAGAAGGAAGCUCCUAAACGAGAUCCCAUCCUUCAUGCUUUUGAAUUUUAUCAGCUACGCAAUGAACCUUGGGUUUACUACACAAGUUACAAUCUAAUGAAGCAAGAUUUAAGGAAAGUUAUCGAAGAUUUAUGCAAAUUUCUUAAUAAAUCUGUAACAGAGCAACAAAUGGAACGUUUGCUUAAACAUUUGUCGUUCGAAGAAAUGAAGAAAAAUCCAACAACAAAUCAUCGCUGGGAGUAUGCUCAAGUACAACAUCCUAACAGAGGCAAGGAAGUCCACAACUUUAUUCGUAGCGGAAAAAUUGGUGGACAUAAAGAAGAACUGAAACCUGAACAGAUUGAGAAAGCUGAUCGUUUCAUAGAGGGAAGACUACAAGAAAGUCAAGUGACAUUAGAACAACUUUUGGUAUUAAAAUAA